Molecule: messenger RNA, 222 nt
Organism: Chlorella variabilis
Lineage: Eukaryota; Viridiplantae; Chlorophyta; Trebouxiophyceae; Chlorellales; Chlorellaceae
Exons: 1
Molecular function (GO): protein binding
Source: RefSeq, a predicted model, not a curated record
GGCUUCAUCCCCUGCGAGGGUGGCACCUACCAGGACGAGGAGGGCCAGGACAGCUGCAAGCCGUGCCCGCCCGGCCACCAGUGCCCCGCCGGCUCGGUGGCCGCCAAGAAAUGUGCCCCCGGCUUCUACGCGGACGCACGGCAGCCCUUCUGCAAGGAGUGCGCCAAGGGGACAUACCAGGACAAGGAGGGGCAGCGCGCCUGCAGGCCCUGCCCCGCCGGC